Molecule: messenger RNA, 2987 nt
Organism: Salvelinus fontinalis (brook trout)
Lineage: Eukaryota; Metazoa; Chordata; Actinopteri; Salmoniformes; Salmonidae
Product: guanine nucleotide-binding protein G(t) subunit alpha-2-like
Exons: 9
Coding region: 184-1242 (352 amino acids)
Biological process (GO): detection of chemical stimulus involved in sensory perception of bitter taste; adenylate cyclase-modulating G protein-coupled receptor signaling pathway
Cellular component (GO): photoreceptor inner segment; photoreceptor outer segment; heterotrimeric G-protein complex
Molecular function (GO): GTP binding; GTPase activity; G protein-coupled receptor binding
Source: RefSeq, a predicted model, not a curated record
CAGUAGUCUACCUACUACCUAACAACUCAUUGUCUUUCUAUCUGGACAUCUAUUGAUAAUCUAACGGGUCUUCAAUCACCUCAACGACCUGUCAAUCAAUCUUUCUUGUUUUGUUGUAGCACGUUUAGUGACUACAAACCUGUUUCUGUGUAGCUAGGCACUCCGGGACAACUAACCACCAAGAUGUCGAUGGACGAGCCCGAGGAUCUGGAGAUGGAGGGAGAGGAGGAGAUAGACGCCAAGGAGCUGAAGAAGGAGCUGGCCGAGUCCAAGGCAGUUAAAGUGCUGAUGCUGGGUGCUGAGGAGUCGGGGAAAAGCACCAUCGUAAAACAAAUGAAAAUCCUCCACCAGGGUGGUUUUAAUGAGGAGGAGAAGGUGAUGUACAGAGAGGUGAUCUUUGGUAACAUCCUGCAGUCAGCUUUGUCCAUCGUCAGAGGCAUGAGCAUCCUGGAGAUCAAGUACGGAUCGCCAGCCGCAGAGGAUGAGGGCAAGAAGCUGGAGAACCUUUCCAACUCCACUGAAGAGGGCACCAUGCCUCCUGAGCUGGCUGAGUGCAUCAAGAAGCUGUGGCUGGACCCUGGCGUCCAGGAGUGCUUUGAGAGAGCAGCUGAAGGCUACCAGCUCCUCGACUCCGCUCACUACUUCCUCAGUGACCUUGACCGCAUCACCGUGGCUGACUUGACCCCCAAUGACCAAGACAUCCUACGGUGCAGGAUCACGACCGGCGGGGUUAACGAGGAGAGGUUCAUCUGUAAAGACAUCCAAUUCAGGAUGUUUGAUAUGAGCGGCAGAAGAGAAGAGAGGAAGAAGUGGAUCCACUGUUUCCAGGGCGUCCAUUGCGUCCUGUUCUGUAGUUCCCUCAGCGCGUAUGACCUGGUGCUGCUGGAGGACGAGGAAGUGAACCGCAUGCACGAGUCUCUCCACCUAUUCAACAGUAUCUGCAACCACAGGUUCUUCGAGGACACCAUCCACGUGCUCUUCCUCAACAAGAAGGACGUCUUCCAAGAGAAAAUCAAGCAUGUCCACCUCAAUGUCUGCUUCCCCGACUACGACGGGCCAAAUACAUACGAAGACGCCAGUAACCACGUGAAGAUGCAGUUUGAGUCUCUGAACUUGAAGCAGGCGGAGAAACCCAUCUAUACCCACGUCACCUGCGCUGUAGACACACAGGACGUGAACCAGGCCUUCGACACCGUCACAGACGUCAUCAAAAUCAAUCUAAAAGACGCCGGGCUGUUCUGAGGCAGCUGCUGAUAGAAGAACUUCCUUCCAUCCAUCAGCCAACUCAUUGGUUUUAUUUGGCCACUGUGCUGAAGGAGGUGGACAGUUGGUGGACAACUGUUUAUCUGCUGUCACCACCUCAGAGCCCUGGUUCUUCGGACGCUUCCUCGACAUCAACAUCAUCAAGGCCAUUGGAUUGAAACAGAGUAUCAAAACAUUUGUAAAAAAAAAAGAAAGGCUAAUUACAUAAGGCAGCAGCAGGCCGGCCAUAUGCUCUUCUUUGCGUGAGGCAUUGGACAGCACUUAAAAUUGUGGAAUGUACCUUUAAAUCCAUGAAGCUAGUGUUUUUGUCUUACCUUCAGUAGUCUCCUGUGGUCUCCAUUUUAACGUUAAAAAGUUAUAAAGUAAACAGCUGAAAUUUCAAUAUUUCUAAAUUCAAUUUUAAUCUAUUUUUAAUAGAAUAAUAAGCUUACACUUUGUAAAUAAUAGAUCAAUCUUUAUUUUAAGAAAGACAUCAGAAGUACUGUGAGAAAGAAGGGAUCUUUGUUUUUGUGAUGUGUAGACACAUAAAAUAAAGAUGCAUAUACUUCCCUGUUCGGUUUCUGAUCGUUGAAGAUUACACAAUACUAUUAUUACAUAGAACAUGAACACAUGGACACUUUCCCAAGGUGGUUGAAGUGGAAUGAAAAAGGUGCUGGUACACAUUUUGGAUCCCGGUACUCAUAAUAUUUUAGAGCAAAUAUUCUAUGCAGGUGCCAGUACUCAAGUAGUAGAAAAUGACAGGUUCUGAUAUUAUAGCACCGGCCCACUUCAAGCACUGCUUUGCCAUUGGCUGGAUUGUGAAAUACAAAAAGACAAAUAUGGAGAUGAGCGGAGAGCUUUAGUGCCAUAAUUUAAUGGUGUUAAGAUCAACAACAACAACAUCUGUACAAAGUCAAACUGAACCAGAAAUAUAACGUAGUUACUACAUCUGAUCAGUGUCCAGGGUCGUAUUCAUUAGUGCACACCGUUUCAAAAUGUAGCAAAACGUUAUUAUUAAAGUCUUAUUGGACAAUUCCAGGUAUUCCCUCCCUGUUUCAGUGUAUUAUCUUCUGUUUGGGGGCCUAAUUGGUGAAUAUGACCCUGGAAUGUAUAGUAAUGUCCGGGAAGUGGUGACAGUCUAACCCAGAUACAGUAGUUAGUGGCUAUUUGGCAACCGUUUUCUGGACAGAAUUAACGCUCAGUGGAGUUCUCCUUGGUUCCGAACCAAUCAUAUUUCUUACUUAAAAACUUAACCCAACCCAUAACCCUUUAUCACGUGGAAUUACAUAGUGUCUCAUUUCUUGCCUAAACUUAACCAAAUCACAUUUGUUUCUGCCCUCGGAGGCAGAGUUGCCAUUAGAACAAGAUGGGAUAAGGAAAACUCCAUUCUGCAAGUGGGGUCUGAGCGUAGCUUCCCCCUCUGUAACAAGACAUUUUGUUACACACUUGAUUUAGUUCCUUGGUCAGUUCAUUCUUUAACUGAAAUUCACAGGAUUAAAAAAUCACUUUGAAUUAAAAAAAACAAGGCCAUAAAAUAUCAUGCUGUGAAUUCCAAAAAUCUCUUUCAUGCAGGUAAUCAAUAAUUAUUGUCUUAUAAAGUGUUGUGAUACAAUUAUUAAUCUCACUUGACAAUAAUCAAUAUUCAAUGAUCAAUAAAUGUACAAUAAUGUGCGGUAGUGAACAAGAGUCCUAAAUAUAAAAAUACUGUUCAAUACAAAGUGGUCCAUUUCUACAUUUUUUUUUUU